CGUUGGAGUUUCUGACAGCGUGGCAACCAGCAGCAGUCAAGGGGUCUUUAGCAGUGGGUCCAGGCAUCAGCCUUGAAACAUCAAGAUGUCUCUUUCCAAAAAGUUGACUUUAGACAAAUUGGAUGUUAAGGGGAAACGAGUCAUCAUGAGAGUAGACUUCAACGUCCCCAUGAAGAAUAACCAGAUUACAAACAAUCAGAGAAUCAAAGCUGCUGUCCCAAGCAUCAAGUACUGCCUGGAUCACGGAGCCAAGUGUGUUGUUCUUAUGAGUCACCUAGGCCGGCCUGAUGGUGUCGCCAUGCCUGACAAAUACUCCUUGGAACCCGUUGCUGCUGAGCUCAAAGCCUUACUUGGCAAAGAUGUUCUGUUCCUGAAGGACUGUGUGGGUCCAGAAGUGGAGAAAACCUGUGCCAACCCCGCCACUGGAUCAGUUAUCCUGCUGGAAAAUCUGCGCUUCCAUGUGGAGGAAGAAGGGAAAGGCCAAGAUCCUUCUGGAACAAAGCUGAAAGCUGAACCAGAUAAAAUAGAGGCCUUCCGAGCCUCCCUCUCCAAGCUAGGGGAUGUCUAUGUCAAUGAUGCUUUUGGCACUGCACACCGGGCUCACAGUUCAAUGGUGGGUGUGAAUCUGCCCCAGAAGGCAUCUGGAUUCCUAAUGAAGAAGGAACUGGAAUACUUUGCCAAAGCAUUGGAAAAUCCAGAGAGACCCUUUCUGGCCAUACUUGGUGGGGCCAAAGUGGCAGACAAGAUCCAACUCAUCAAAAAUAUGCUGGACAAAGUCAAUCACAUGAUUAUUGGUGGUGGGAUGGCUUAUACUUUCCUUAAGGUACUCAACAACAUGGAGAUCGGUGCCUCCCUAUUUGAUGAAGAGGGUGCCAAGAUUGUCAAAGAUAUCAUGGACAAAGCAAAUAAGAAUGGUGUCAAGAUUACUUUUCCUGUUGACUUUGUCACUGCUGACAAGUUUGAUGAGAAUGCUAAAGUUGGAAAAGCCACUGUAGAAUCUGGCAUCCCUGCUGGAUGGAUGGGUUUGGACUGUGGUCCUGAAAGCAAUAAAAAGUUUGCUCAAAUUGUGGCCCAAUCAAAAUUAAUCGUUUGGAAUGGCCCUGUGGGAGUGUUUGAAUGGGAUGCCUUUGCUGCAGGAACCAAAGCCCUCAUGGACGAGGUCGUGAAGGCCACUUCUAAAGGCUGCGUCACCAUCAUAGGAGGUGGAGACACUGCUACUUGCUGUGCCAAAUGGAACACUGAAGACAAGGUCAGCCAUGUGAGCACUGGCGGAGGUGCCAGUCUUGAGCUUCUGGAAGGCAAAAUCCUUCCUGGAGUGGAGGCCCUCAGCAACUUGUAAGUCAAUGGAAUGUUCCUUCCUGCUGUCCCUGUCCAUAAUCUUCAAGUACUUUAACAUCUCAACUUGGUUUUGGUUAAAAUCUACCCCUGUUAAGGCCCACAUAAAGAUAAAUCAUUGCAACCUCAGGAACUCUUAACAUCUGUACAUCAACUCAGUUAUUUCUACACUGCUAUGCAUUUGCCUGCUGUCCUCAAGAUAAUGUUUGGACUUCACCAUUGGGCUUUGUAAGGAGACGAUCUUUAAUUGCCUAUUAAACAGAGUGGGCUGAAUAAUUUGUAUGUCUGUUUUCA
Cavia porcellus (domestic guinea pig) is the source of this 1629-nucleotide messenger RNA. It is a transcript of the gene Pgk2, whose product is annotated as phosphoglycerate kinase 2. Gene Ontology annotation, biological process: glycolytic process; gluconeogenesis. The record is from RefSeq and is a predicted model, not a curated record. NCBI's taxonomy places the organism in Eukaryota, Metazoa, Chordata, Mammalia, Rodentia, Caviidae. Gene Ontology annotation, cellular component: extracellular exosome; cytosol; sperm fibrous sheath. Gene Ontology annotation, molecular function: phosphoglycerate kinase activity; ADP binding; ATP binding. Bases 86 to 1339 code for a protein of 417 amino acids. The transcript has a single exon.